UCUUCCGGGCUCCUCCUCACCCCACCGGCACUCCUUCCCCAGCGGGCGUCCGGCUCCGUUCAUGCACUGAUCGAUCGGCCGGCCGAUUGCACCCGCGCGCGCGCGAGAGCCAACCAACCAAGAGCCUAGCUCGCCGGCCAUCGGCAGCUAGCUAGUCCGGCCACGAUGCACUCCCAGAACCACUGGGGCGGGUCGUUCGAGAUCGCCGACGGGGCGGAGGACGAUCACAGCCGCAACAUGGACAUCGACCGCGGCGCGCUGCAGCACCAGCAGCACCACCAGCUGGACGAGACGCAGCAGAGCUGGCUGCUCGGCCCGCCGGAGGCCAAGAAGAAGGACAAGUACCUCGACCUCGGCUGCGUCGUCGUCAAGCGAAAGCUGCUCUGGUGGAUGCUCUGGGCCGUCCUCGGCGCAUUCGUCCUCAUCGGCGUACCCAUCAUCAUCGCCAAGUCCAUACCCAAGAAGAAGCCGCACGCGCCGCCGCCCGACAAGUACACCGAGGCGGUCCACAAGGCGCUCCUCUUCUUCAACGCCCAGAAAUCCGGCAAGCUCCCGAAGAACAACGGCAUCCCGUGGCGCGGGAACUCCGGCAUGAACGACGGCUCCACCCUGGCGGACGUGAAGGGCGGGCUGGUCGGCGGCUACUACGACGCCGGCGACAACAUCAAGUUCCACUUCCCGCUGGCCUUCUCCAUGACCAUGCUGAGCUGGUCGGUGGUGGAGUACAGCGAGAGGUACAAGGCCAUGGGGGAGUAUGACCACGUGAGGGAGCUCAUCAAGUGGGGAACCGACUAUCUGCUCCUCACCUUCAACUCCUCCAGCAACACCAUCAACCACGUCUACAGUCAGGUUGGUACGGCGAAGAUCAACGGCAGCACGCCGGACGACCACUACUGCUGGAACCGACCGGAGGACAUGUCGUACCCUCGCCCCGUCCAAUCCGCCAGCUCGGCCCCCGACCUGGGCGGCGAGAUCGCCGCCGCACUCGCCUCCGCCUCCAUCGUGUUCCGCGACAACGCGGCCUACUCCAAGAAGCUCGUCCACGGCGCCGCCACCAUCUACAAGUUCGCGCGCGACUCCGGCAAGCGCACCCCGUACUCCCGGGGCAACGACAACAUCCAGUACUACUACAACUCUACGAGCUACUGGGACGAGUACCUGUGGAGCGCGUCCUGGAUGUACUACGCCACGGGGAACACCAGCUACAUCAGCUUCGCCACCGACCCUCGCCUCCCCAAGAACGCCAAGGCCUACAUGGGCAUCCUCGACUUCUCCGUCUUCAGCUGGGACAACAAGCUCCCCGGCGCAACGCUUCUGCUCUCCAGGCUGCGCAUGUUCCUCAACCCUGGAUACCCCUACGAGGAGUCGCUCAUGGGGUACCACAACGUCACCAGCAUGAACAUGUGCAUGUACUUCCCCAAGUUCGCCGCCUUCAACUUCACCAAGGGCGGCCUCGCGCAGUUCAACCACGGCCAGGGGCAGGCGCUGCAGUACGCCGCCGCCAACUCCUUCCUCGCCGCGCUCUACGCCGACUACAUGGAGGCUGUCAACGUCCCCGGAUGGUACUGCGGCCCCAACUUCAUGACCGUCGACGACCUCCGCUCCUUUGCAAAAUCUCAGCUCAACUACAUUCUUGGGGAUAAUCCGAUGAAGAUGAGCUACGUGGUCGGGUACGGCAAGAAGUACCCGAAGAGGCUGCACCACCGCGGGGCGUCGACGCCCAAGAACGGCAUCAAGUACUCCUGCACCGGCGGGAACAAGUGGCGCGACGCCAAGGGCAGCGACCCGCACGUGCUCACGGGCGCCAUGGUCGGCGGGCCGGACAAGAACGACAAGUUCAAGGACGCCAGGAUCAGCUACGCGCAGAACGAGCCCACGCUCGUGGGCAACGCCGGCCUCGUGGCCGCGCUGGUGGCAAUCACGCAGAGCGGCCGGGGCACGGGCGUCGGCGCCGUCGACAAGAACACCAUGUUCUCCGCCGUGCCGCCCAUGUUCCCAACUGCCCCGCCGCCGCCGGCCUCGUGGAAGCCGUGAGAGAGAUCUGGAUCUGGUUCACCGAGUUUUACGCCGAGGUUGAGCAGAGAUCGAUCCAUGGGGGUUUCUCCUAUCGGGCUCGGUUGGUGGUAGUGCAAUUUUCUGGUGAUCAUGUAAAAUUCUUUUGUAUUAUACACACGUUAACCGUGGCGCGCGAUACGACGGUGGCAUGCCUCACACGCAUGGCCUGUACUACUGUAGAUGUUUCUUGUGCACAACUGGGUAUGGACAAUUAAUGGUUACGUGUUUAUUCCCAAGAAA
Messenger RNA from Lolium perenne, 2295 nucleotides. Its product is annotated as endoglucanase 12. Gene Ontology annotation, biological process: carbohydrate metabolic process. Lineage: Eukaryota; Viridiplantae; Streptophyta; Magnoliopsida; Poales; Poaceae. Gene Ontology annotation, molecular function: hydrolase activity, hydrolyzing O-glycosyl compounds. The record is from RefSeq and is a predicted model, not a curated record.